CACGCCACGUAAGCAUCAUCAUCAUCCCGACUCGUCCACCUUCAUCCACUUGAGCUCGGCGGGAGUCGGCAAACAGUCCCAAGCUCCAGCUGCAGCUCCACCCGUCAUCCAUGGUCUUAGCCGUUGCUUCUCCCUCGCUGUUCACCCUCCCAACCAGGGGAAGCCCGAGAAAAUGGUUUCCUGGGAAAAUCGCGGCCAGCGCGAGGUCGCCUUCGAGGACUCGCGUGAAGGCGACGAAAGGGGUGUCGAGCGUCUGCGAGCCGCUUCCUCCUGAUCGGCCUAUCUGGUUUCCGGGUAGCUCGCCUCCUCAGUGGCUCGAUGGCAGCCUUCCAGGAGAUUUCGGCUUUGACCCGCUUGGCCUAGGGUCUGAUCCAGAGUUGCUUAAGUGGUUUGCACAAGCCGAACUGAUGCAUAGCAGAUGGGCAAUGCUUGGGGCGGCUGGAAUUCUGAUUCCUGAAUUGCUUGGAAGAUUAGGCUUCAUAGAGAACUACUCAUGGUACAAUGCCGGCACUCGAGAAUACUUUGCCGAUACCACAACCUUAUUCGUGGUGCAAUUAGCCUUGAUGGGUUGGGUAGAGGGAAGAAGGUGGGCUGAUAUGAUCAAGCCGGGCAGUGUCGACAUCGAUUUCAAGCUCCCACAUAUAAAGAAACCAAAGCCCGACGUUGGUUAUCCUGGUGGCUUUUGGUUUGAUCCAGUAAUGUGGGGGAGGGGUUCUCCAGAGCCCGUCAUGGUAUUGAGGACCAAGGAAAUAAAAAACGGACGCCUAGCUAUGCUAGCAUUUGUGGGGUUCUGGUUCCAAGCCAUUUACACAGGCGACGGCCCCAUUGAGAACUUAUUGAAUCACAUUGCAGACCCUGGUCACUGCAACAUUUUUUCGGCUUUCACGUCUAGUUGAUGCUACAUGAAUGAAGGGUUGAUUUCGGGAA
Molecule: messenger RNA, 927 nt
Organism: Rhodamnia argentea
Lineage: Eukaryota; Viridiplantae; Streptophyta; Magnoliopsida; Myrtales; Myrtaceae
Product: photosystem I chlorophyll a/b-binding protein 6, chloroplastic
Exons: 5
Coding region: 111-896 (261 amino acids)
Biological process (GO): photosynthesis, light harvesting in photosystem I; response to light stimulus
Cellular component (GO): membrane
Source: RefSeq, a predicted model, not a curated record